Leguminivora glycinivorella is the source of this 1117-nucleotide messenger RNA. Its product is annotated as pre-mRNA-splicing factor CWC22 homolog. The transcript has 3 exons. Lineage: Eukaryota; Metazoa; Arthropoda; Insecta; Lepidoptera; Tortricidae. The record is from RefSeq and is a predicted model, not a curated record. Bases 143 to 1117 code for a protein of 324 amino acids.
UUGCUUUGAAUUAUUUUAUAAAUACCUUAUUAUAGUUUUCAUGAUUAUUAUUGUAAAAGUUAGUGUAUAUUCUACAUGGAUACGUGUAAAAGAAGGUAGUAAGUAAAACAGUUAUGCUUGUGCCAAUCAUUUUAAUUUCAGUAUGGACGAAUAUGAUAUGAGAGCUGUACGGACGCCUCCGCUCCCACGUGACGAUCCUGAGACAGGGCAUGCGAUGACACCACCGCAAGUGGAAGACCGACGAAGCAGGACCCGCGACCGAGAACAAGAAAGGCGCAGCCGCGCCAGGAGUAGCCGUUCCAGACGCAGCCUCGGGAGGAGCAGCCGCAUCACCGCGGAUGGAACGAGAAGCAGCAGGCGCCGCAGCAGGUCACGUUCGCGCCGCAGCCGGUCGCAGACGCGGCUCAGCUCGUCACAUGCACACCGGAGCCCCGCGCGUCCGCGCCGCAGCCGCAGCCGCUCGCGCCGCAGCCGCUCGCGCCGCAGCCGCUCGCGCCGCAGCCGCUCGCGCCGCAGUCGCACGCGCUCGCGACGCAGCCGCAGCCGCUCGCAGUCGCGCCGGCACCGUCGCAGUCAGCCGAGGUAUUGUGACAAUGAACUAUUAGGCACGUUGAAAGAUUUAUUUAGAGCUGUUAGAUCAGAAGAUAGGUCAGAUCACGUUGAAAGAUUUCCCGUAAUGAAUGUUUUGCCUGAAUUUGAUCCAGCUAAUCGUAGUCAAACUAUUGACGUAUGGUUGAACAAAGUAAAUGAGACCGCGAGUAUUUACAAUUGGACAGAACGACAAAUUGUUCACUACGCGCUUCCUAAAUUAUCCGGUGUUGCUCAAAAGUGGUACCAAGGCUUAACGAGUUUAAAACACACGUGGCCGGAAUGGCAAGUCAAAUUAAAAACGGCUUUCCCUAUAGCUGGGGAGAUGACCAAGAAAUUCUGCGGGAGAGAAAUUAUAAUAAUGUUGCUGAUAACAUGGUGGUGGAGAGGAAUCUGCAAGGGCAGCGAAGAGUACUACUGUAGGAACUCUAAACUUCAGUUCAGACCAAAACUGAAAGCCGAUGGGGCCAGCAAGUUCUCAAAUGGCGACCACGUACCGGACAACGAAAUAUUGGAAGGUCAUCCAUAA